Molecule: messenger RNA, 3071 nt
Organism: Daphnia magna
Lineage: Eukaryota; Metazoa; Arthropoda; Branchiopoda; Diplostraca; Daphniidae
Source: RefSeq, a predicted model, not a curated record
CGAAAACUAAACCCCACAAGUCAUCAGACAAACACGCAUUAUAAUUUACGACAAAGGAAUAGUACGAAAAAAUUCUAAAUGACGUUAUUUCUAUUUUAUAACAGAUGGAAAAAAUACCUCUAUUCCUUUGCAUUUUAACUACAUUUCAAACUGCAAACACCAUUUAUUCUUCUGUUUGCGACUGUAAAAACGCAAAAACAAGGGGAAUACUUGAUAUAAACUCACCGUAUUAUUGCGACAAAAAUAACUUAGAAAUUAAUCAUCAGCGUAGAUUCCCCACCAAUUAUACAUUAAUGACAAAACAAAAACCUAUAAAAACAUGGAAGGGUUGGACUUGUAAACAAUGGGUUAAAACCAAGAAGAUCACUGGAUCAUUUUGGAUAGGAUCAUUCGAUACAGUAUUUUCCCAAGAAACCAAAUUAAUCACCCCGUUAGAAUGCUGGGAUAUGGUGAACGAUAAAAAAUGUGGAGGAAAUAAUAUGCAAUCUAGUACUACCACAAUUAGCUUUACAGCAACUCCAACAGGAGAAGGUGCUUGGUACGCGACUAGAGAGUACCACGUAUUAAAUUGCCUAGCGGAAGAAAUAACUUUAAGACAAGAAUCCCCUAACAGUUUAAUCGAAAGCCCUUUUGGAUUUUUAAAUGCAACUCAGCAGGAUGGACAAAUAGUUCAAAACCAUAACACUAUAGUUUGGGGAGACCGAUCAACAAAUGUUUCCAGUUCACAAAUUAUUUUAAAAGGUGAAGGAUUUUUAGAAUUAACAAACACUAACACAAGCCGCCUACUAGAUAGUACCCGACAAAUAGAAAUAACAUUCUUUAACAAACCCGAUAGAGAAAACAAGGAAUUAAGUCAACCUGGAUAUAGGGUAGUAGGGAUACCACUUACAUUUCUCAUUUUUCCACAAGAAGCAAGCACAAAAUGCAGCAGACCAGAAAACAUCGACGAAAAUCAACAAUGGGUUUUCGGGACCAUCAACACAAAUCCAGAAAUCUUAGAAAAUUUUCCGGAAACAUCGAUCGACGAACUGGAAGAAAUUCAACUAGAACAACGAAGGACAAUGACCACUACCAUUAAUUCACCAAUAUUUGGAGGAUUGAUAAAAUUUAACCACGGCAAAGGAAAUAUAAUUUGGGACAUGAUCAACUGGGGAUUACUAAAAAGCGGAAAGCCACCAAACGAAAAAUGUGUCACAUACAAUGGCUUAGCAAACGUAUUAACAUUGGAAACCUGUGACCCAAAUUGGACACAAUGCCAAUUAAUGGCCACCGACCGGACUGGACUACACUCUCCAGCAUCAGACAGAAAAUGUCUCACCCUAAAAACAGGAAAAUUAGCACUAGGUCAUUGUCACGGAGGAAGCAAGAAACAGCACUUUAGUUUCGAAUACAAAAACCCACAUCAAAUAAAAACAUUAUCGGCCGCAGCAAUUAUAGCACUACACACACAACACUCACUAAAUGCAACACCCAAACCAACAGCAACAACAAAGUCCCUACCAACAACAACAACAAAAUCGACGACUACAACAACUACCCCCCGCACAACAUCAACGAGUGCUACAACUUCAAAAACAACCAUAGCCACAAUAAAUUCAACAAGUAUAAUCUCAACAACCACAACUACAGAAACUUCAAGACUAAUACCAUACAAAAAUAUCUCUACACCGUCAACAACAGAAAGAAACAGAACAAUAGAAAAAGAGAUCAUCAUGGCAGAUGCUACAGAGAAGUGGCAAAUACCACCUGAAAAAGCUACCCAAAAUGAGGUGGAGGCACAAAUUAGAAAACAAACUUCCCUAAAAAUAGAAAAUCAGGCAAGUGAAGCAUUAAAAUUAACAACACUGGAUGAAAAUAGGAAACCGGAGGCAAGCACAUACCAGUCACCAAUCAACGAAGACCCUAACUACGGAUUACCAAAAUCUAUCAACGAACUUAAUAGACACCUUAAAUUUGAAAUCAGCAAAAUGCACGAGCAAUUCAAAAUUAGCAUGGAAACUGAACACGAGAACAAAUUAGCUAAGGAAAUCAGAGAUGUUUAUUGCCAGCUUUCAAAAAUUAAGAGAACACAGGCAAUAAUCCUGGCGCAAACAAACGGAAUAUUAGCAGCCGCCGCCUUAGGAUUACCAGUAUGCAGUCGACUGUAUGGUUUUGGACAAGCCAUGACCCUACAGCAAUGCGAACCAAAAAGAAUAUUACUAACUGCCAACGAAACAAAAUGUGGAUUCCAACCAUUUUUUUAUUAUGGAACAAGCAACUGCACAAUUGGAACCGAUGGAUGGUCAAUCCACCCGUACUCUGAGUGUUUUUGGAAAUCACAACUUGUAAACAUCAAUGGAUACCCUUAUGCUUGGGAGCACAACGAAACAAACGGUGAUUGGGUUAGACAAGAAGCCACCAUACACACACCGAAUUUGGACCUGAUCGCCGAAUUUGAAGAACUUCACUUAAACGACUUUGAUUUCGCCCUCAAGAGCCAUCCGGCCCAUGAUACAAUGGAGAUGGAACAACUAAAUAUACUAAACGACUUAGUAGGAAGGUUACAGGAAGGAGAAACAAAAUCUCUAUCAAAUAUCAUCGUGACCGAGGAACAAGAUAAUCAAAUUGGGAAUAUGUUUUCUUGGUUCGACACACUUAAAAUUAUGGGAUUAUCUGUAAUAGGAUUUAUACUCUUCCUGAUAUGCCUACGAAUCUUCAUAGUUUGCAACCUUUUCCCACGAAUCAUGCAUCAAGUAGAGAAGAGAAGAAAAAUACGAGAAGCAGAUGAAAGUAAAGACCGACAGGAAAUGGAUUCAAUGCUACCAGAAGGCGUAGAGGAACAGCCCUUCACACGAGAAUUUGCGCCACUACCACUAAUGGCUUCUUCCUCACAAGAUAGAGAAACAUCAAUUAAAAUAAGGAAACCAAGUGCACCCAGAACGGAAAAUUUAUACCCAAUGGCGGAAUUAAAAUGGGAAAAUGAGAACAAAAACUGCACUGGCAGUCAUACGACAUGCACCUACGUCGUUGGUUAUGGAAUGGUAUGGGAAGACCUAUGCCGCUGCACUACUAACCCAAACCCAAAUAUAUAA